This is a messenger RNA of Botrytis byssoidea, 555 nucleotides long. RefSeq lists its product as uncharacterized. NCBI's taxonomy places the organism in Eukaryota, Fungi, Ascomycota, Leotiomycetes, Helotiales, Sclerotiniaceae. The transcript is spliced from 2 exons. Bases 1 to 555 code for a protein of 184 amino acids. The record is from RefSeq and is a predicted model, not a curated record.
AUGUUUUAUGUGCGCAGUGUAGAAGAUAUCAUCCUUCCUCCCGAUGUCUUCCUCGCAGUAGCCAACCCAAUGGAUUGUCUCGAGCACUUUCCCUCCACAAUCUCUUUUGAAAACCGCUAUCGAGUGCUUUCAAAGCGCGAUCUGGUGGUCUCUGGCUUGCCGACUCUGGGAUCGAUAGUCGUUGAAACGCGAUUAAAUCCCAUGCAAGUGCGGGAUCCACAAACGCGAGUCGAGGAGGUAAAUCGCAUGCUUGAGGCCAUCAAAUACCAAUCUAUGCCCCUUGUGGUGAAAUUACCGCAAGCGUGUUCGGGACAGGGUGUGUUUCUCGUCAGAAAUGAGGAGGAGAGGAGUACUGCACUAUCGGUGUUGGAGAUGGGUGUAGAUACUAUGCUCAAACAGCUAAGUCUGAAUAAUGAACAUUUACAUCCUAGCAGUCUUACUGUGCAAGAAAUGUUGUCUGAAUCCGCGGUGGCAAUUGCGUUAUUCUUGUCUAGAGAGGGGGAGGUGAUGGUCAGAUCUAUGUGCGAUCAAUUUGUUGAUGCACAGGGAAAUUGA